This is a messenger RNA of Tetranychus urticae (two-spotted spider mite), 927 nucleotides long. RefSeq lists its product as uncharacterized. The record is from RefSeq and is a predicted model, not a curated record. Gene Ontology annotation, biological process: regulation of DNA-templated transcription. Lineage: Eukaryota; Metazoa; Arthropoda; Arachnida; Trombidiformes; Tetranychidae. Gene Ontology annotation, molecular function: DNA-binding transcription factor activity, RNA polymerase II-specific; RNA polymerase II cis-regulatory region sequence-specific DNA binding.
UGUACAAGUUAAUGGACAAAAUCUGUUUACCUUCAAUGAAAACAAAGUGAAAACAGAUGAUAUUGUUGCUCAUUGUUAUAAAUUGUAAUCAAUUAGACGAUUGUUUGGUUUGGACGUCAAUUUGGCUGUCAAUUGUUGAUGGAACUAGGAGCCUAAUUGAAAAUUUAAAGUAACAAUAUGUUUCCGACCUGUUCAUCAUUAGUGAAAACAGACAAUAUAAUGUAAAGAGUUUAACAAAUUAUGUGGAAUUAUCAACCUUAUGCCUCUCCAUCAUCAGUUGAUUAUAAAGUAACUUGCACUUGUAUCACAUUGAAUUGCAUUACAACUUCAUCUAUACUAAAUAAACCACCGCUAAUUGUUCCGUCUCAACCAGAGCCAGAGUUAAUAACCAAUGUUACCAAUGUGAAAACACGAAAGCGUUUCAAGCGGUACAAAUGUCCGACUUGUAUUUAUGAAUGUACCGAGAGGGGUAAAUUAACGAGACACCAAAGGAUGCAUGCUGGCCAUAAGCCAUUUAAAUGUCCAUCUUGUCAAUAUGAGUCUUACGAUAAGUCCAAGAUUCGUCGCCAUUAUGUAACUCAUACUCGGGACAAGCCUUUCCAAUGUGAACUCUGUGGUUCGCGAUUUACUCAAUCAGGUAGCUUGAAAACACAUCUGGCUAAUGUACAUAAAAUGGAAAAGGUUGAAUUUCUCUGUCCUUUCUGUACUAAACUGGUAACUCAGAAUAUGGGUGAAUUGAGGAAUCACAUCAAGACUUUGCACCAUUCAACCAAUUACCCAGUGAUUGUUAAUAAAGCUUAUAAGACAGGUUGAUUUAUUUUGAUCUGCAUUGUCUUCAUCUUUACCAAUAUGACUUGCCCAUGACAAAAUGCCUUUAACUCCAAGUAUUUUUGCAAACAAGGACACAAUAAAUAUUUUUUAACCAAA